GUGACUCACGUUUCCAUCGUCUUCUCCACUCCAACAUCGACGGAGCCCUAACCCUAACCGACACUCUCAUGGCUCCUCUGCUUCGCCCUCCCCUACCCUCUUUGUCGCCAUGAAACCCCUCCCAUCGACGACUCCUCUCUCCUCUCUCCUCUCCCUCUCCACCAGAUCCCUCCUUGACUCCCUCCUCCAAACCUUUAUCCCUAAAUCCCCCCAUUUCCCCCAAAGCUCCUCCUUUUCGUCGUCUUCGUCGUCCUCCUCCACCAUGGACGACUCCUCUGCCCCUUCCCAGUCCUCUUCUCCGAUCCGCGUCGUGUCGCACCAGCACAUCGACCCGAGCUCGGCGGUCCGGAAGCCGCUGAGCCUGUGGCCGGGGAUGUACCACUCGCCCGUCACCAACGCGCUGUGGGAGGCGCGAUCGAGCAUCUUCGAGAGGCUUCUGGAUCAAUCCAAGGACGGACCCCCGCAGAGCGAGCUCCUCACGCGCACGCCCUCGCAGAGCAGGACGAGUGUAAUCUACAAGUUCUCGAGUGAUUUCGUACUCAGGGAGCAGUACAGGGAUCCCUGGAACGAGGUGAGGAUCGGGAAGCUUAUCGAGGAUCUCGACGCCCUCGCGGGAACCAUUGCCGUGAAGCACUGCUCUGACGAUGAUAGCACAACAAGGCCUCUGCUGUUGGUCACCGCAUCGGUCGAUAAAAUGAUUCUAAAGAAACCGCUGCGAGUAGACGCCGACCUAAAAGUAGUUGGCGCAGUCACGUAUGUUGGCCGUUCGUCCAUUGAUAUUCAAAUUGAAGUUACUCAGCCUCCGGAAGAUGACUCUAUAGCUUUGACGGCCAAUUUCACGUUUGUCGCGCGCGACUCAAAGACGGGAAAGGCCGCUCCUGUAAACCGCCUUUCACCCGAAACGGAAAGAGAAAAGUUGCUCUUUCAAGAGAGAGAAGCGAGGGAUAAACUGAGGAAGAGGAAGAGAGAGGAGCAGAAAGCGGGGAUCGAGAAUGGCAGCAGCCACAGUUCUCAAAGAGAGAAAGAGAAGCUAAAUAGUUUACUGGCCGAGGGCCGCGUCUUCUGCGAUUUGCCCGCGUUAGCCGAUCGAGACAGCAUCCUGCUACAGGAUACCCGCUUAGAGAACUCCUUGAUUUGCCAGCCGCAGCAGCGGAACCUGCAUGGGCGGAUUUUUGGGGGUUUUUUGAUGCACAGAGCAUUCGAACUGGCUUUUUCGACUGCGUAUGCCUUUGUUGGGCGAAUGCCUUGCUUUCUUGAAGUGGAUCACGUCGACUUUCUAAAACCUGUCGAUGUGGGAGACUUUCUACGUUUCAAAUCGUGCGUGCUGUACACACAACUAGAUAACCCUGAGCAGCCUUUGAUCAACAUCGAGGUCGUCGCUCACGUAACGAGACCGGAGCUGCGAACCAGCGAGGUCUCAAACACAUUCUACUUCACCUUCACCGUGAGCCGCGACGCCUUGAAGAACGGGCUGAGGAUUCGCAACGUAGUUCCUGCAACGGAAGAGGAAGCGCGCCGAGUUUUAGAACGCAUGGAGUGCGACCAUGUUUACAUUUGAAAUCUUAGGUGUUUACCCCAUACAUAAUAAUCAAGAUGCUCAUAGUUUGUUCUUGUAAAAUGAGACAAACCAAGGACACAGAAUUUUUACAGAGAAAUGAAGAGGCACAUUCAUUUAAUCUU
Molecule: messenger RNA, 1680 nt
Organism: Ananas comosus (pineapple)
Lineage: Eukaryota; Viridiplantae; Streptophyta; Magnoliopsida; Poales; Bromeliaceae
Product: acyl-coenzyme A thioesterase 9, mitochondrial
Exons: 5
Coding region: 110-1558 (482 amino acids)
Biological process (GO): acyl-CoA metabolic process
Molecular function (GO): fatty acyl-CoA hydrolase activity
Source: RefSeq, a predicted model, not a curated record